Messenger RNA from Anopheles nili, 1893 nucleotides. RefSeq lists its product as uncharacterized. Bases 1 to 1893 code for a protein of 630 amino acids. The transcript has 3 exons. Lineage: Eukaryota; Metazoa; Arthropoda; Insecta; Diptera; Culicidae. The record is from RefSeq and is a predicted model, not a curated record.
AUGGUCGGUACGAUGCCACUACCUUGGCUCGUGGCGCUGCUUUGCAGCCUAUUGACCCUUGGUGAGGUGGUAUUCUCACUGCCCAGCAGCAGCAGCAGCAGUAGUAGUAGCAUCGGCAGCAGUGGGAGCUAUCCGGUGUUCGGUACCAAGCGGUACGCUCGCUCGAACUUAAUUCCUUCGAGUGACUACGGCGGCCAGGCUAUGUCCCUGCCGGUGUAUCACCUGCCGAACGUUCGCUACUACGAUGCACCGGUUCCGGCGCAGUACUUCCCGUAUGCACCGUAUCAUCCACCGACGAGCAGCGACUACUACGAUGACACCGGUUACUAUGGCGACACGAGCAAGAGCUACUACUAUGUGCCACAGCCGCAGCACCGUCGAUACCAACGCAACAACGAGCGUUAUACCUCGUACGGAUUGCCGACAUACCGAGGAGAAUACAAACCAACACCGUACUACUAUGCGCACGGCCCGAGCUACAGCUACACGGAUGAUCACGAGCCCAGCAACCCGCUGGAUGAUCUGCACGAGGAAAUGCUGCAAGAGGACGAACGAGAACGCGCCCGCGACUACUACCCUGUGGGACAGGAGCAGUGGUACGAGAGUCCAGCUCGUCAGGAUUCAGCCUUCUUGCGCAACCUGAUUCUGUACAACAGCCAGCUGCAGAAUUUUGGAGGCGCUCGUGGUCGUCCGUUGCCGCCUUUGGACGUGUCCAACGAAGAGGAUUUUGAGGAGUACGACGACACCGAACCGGACUACGAGUAUGACGCACCCCUCGCUGACGCACGCUCAGGAUAUGGCAGCUACUAUGGCAACGGAUAUCCCAGUGAAGAAUCCCUGGGUUAUGUGCCUAGUGGAGGUAGCUCGUCCGCAGGCCGAAAUGCGUUCAGCAAAUUGACCAGCUUCCGCAACAGCAUGGCAAAGAACCAGAUCGACGAAGAUGACGAAGAGGUGCAGGAGCUAAAGUCACUGAUACACCAGCAGAAGGGCAGCAGUCCCGGACAACGGUUGUCCCCGGUGCUGAUGGAUAAGAUGUCUCCCUUCGUGUUGAAGGCGCAACAACCGGCGAAGGCUCCCCAACAGUACCAACAAUCGGAACAAAACCGCCAACAGCAGCAACUGCUGCAAAGACAAUCUAAACAGCAGCUACAGCACUUGCAGCCUUCGCAACAGCAAUGGCAACAGGAGCAGCAACUUCUGCAGCAGGCUCAGCUGCAACAAGCUCAGUUGCAGCAGGUUCAACAGCAGCAGAAACAGCAGCAACUGCAGAAGGAACAGAAGCAACAGCAACUACUACGAACGCUCUCCUCGGACUACCAGCAGGCGUACGAAACAGACAACUGGCAGAAGGACAGCCCGAGCUACAACGCGUACGAUUACGAAGGCGACGAGUAUGACGACUCCUGGAGCCACUGGGACCGCAAGCGCAAUGUUCAGCCGAAGAAAGCGACCUUCGCUGGCAAGGACACACUCGCAUCGCCCUCAACGACAAAGCAACCGAAGAAGACGAUCGCCAGUUCUACACUGGCUCCGGCCACUGUGAAACCCGCCACGACUUCGAAGCCCGGUAACGGCCAGAAGGAGGUAGUGCUGCCGAGACCGACCAACCCGAGAAACCUGUUUGCCGCACAACUCAUCCACGCCGUCGAUGAAACGCGCAUGGAAUUGGGUUCGCCAAAGAACACAGCUGAAGGCUCGAAGCUCAAAGAGGCUAAGUCGAGCAAGAUCUACGAUGCCCUUAAAGCCAUGAUGAACAUGCGGCAGGAUCAAGAGGAUGCCGAUCUACGCCAGCAGCUGGAGCAUCAGAAGCAGCUUGCCCACAUUCACAAGCGUUUCGUUUCCAACGAAGGAUCACUCGUACAGCAGCUGGAUGGAUUAAAGCGGUCGGCUUAA